Messenger RNA from Ananas comosus (pineapple), 1703 nucleotides. RefSeq lists its product as uncharacterized. Bases 54 to 1490 code for a protein of 478 amino acids. The record is from RefSeq and is a predicted model, not a curated record. NCBI's taxonomy places the organism in Eukaryota, Viridiplantae, Streptophyta, Magnoliopsida, Poales, Bromeliaceae. The transcript has 3 exons.
GUAAACAGCAAGAUCGCGAAAAGGGAAAUAGCAUUUCGCAUCGCAAAAUCGUGAUGAAUAAAUCUUUCGAGCCAGAUAUGUUGAAUUCGAGCGCGUAUCAGCGGUUGCGAGCGGAGAGUCCCAAUGAGUUCGAGCCGAAGACGGUCUUCUUCUACAGAGAAGGACAAGACAUAGCCAUCGACUGGCAGAACAGCUUCUGUCUGAAGGCUGCCGUCGUGUACCACGCCAUUACGCGGAUUCAUGUUAAUCCUCAAGCUACGCCGAAGGCUUCGUGGCUGCUCCUACAGAUAGCUAAAAAUUGCCGCGAUCUAGCAGCUGCAGCUGCAUCUACGGCUCCGGCUGCAACAGCAUCUGCAUCUACAUCUACAUCUCCAGCAAAACCCGACGAAAUAAACGAAGAAUUCAUCAGGAACCUGCCCGCCGAGGAGAAGGAGUUCGUCGACGGGGUGUACCUCGUCGUCGGAUUCCUUCCGACCCUAAAAUCCGCCGUUGGAGGAAAGUGGGACCGCGAGAAGACCAGCGAAUUCUACCUGUCGAUGCGGAACCACGAAAUAGUCACUGACAUUAUCAAGAUCGGAAACCAGAUACCUCUCAACUGCAUCGUUUCUGUCGGCAAGCACGUCGAGGAGGCGAUCAAGAAGGCGAAGGACGCGUUCCAGAAGCUUCCCAAUGCCGACAAACAGAAGCUUUCCGACACCGACAAACAGAACGACAAACAGAAGCUUCUCAGCGCCAUCGACGAGUACAAGUUGAGUUUCCCGAAAGAUAAGUUUCAUGAAGUGCUCUAUCUCUUCUGCUGGUACUACUCCCCUUUCUACUACAAGGCGGCCCCAGAUGCGCAAGAAAACGUGGAUCUUCUGAGCAAGGUGGCGGCCGAAAAGAGCAACUUGUUAGAGUGCGUGCACGAAUACGUAAUGCAUGCAUGGGGCAAACAGAUCAGUGGUGACGCCGAGGGGAGCGGGUACGUGUACAGCACGCCGACCGCAAAGAGGCUGCGGAGGGCCGGGGUCCGGUUCACCGCUGUGGACGCGGAGCGGUCGGCCGCAUUCCAGUUCACCGAACCGGCCCUCAAACUGCCCACUUUGAUGUUCGAUUUCAGGGCCGAGACUGUGGUCAAGAAUCUUCUGGCGCUGGAGUUAUUGAGAGGUGAUUACCACAAGCCCUUAACAAGGUAUUUUCAAUUCAUGAACGAGUUGGUCGAAGACAUAGGGGACAUAAAGGUGUUGAGGAGGGCAGGCGUGAUCCGCGGGGGGUCGAAAGCCGGCCUGGAGGUGCUGGAGAUGGUGAAGAAGAUCGACAGGUUCGCGACGUACCCCUCGACCUUCGCGGCCAUCGACAACGAGAUCGAUAAGGCGCGCCAGUUUCACAAGAAGCAGAUGGAGAGGUUCGUCGUCCGGCACCAGCCGGCGGUGCUGUGGGUGUCGUCGGUGGCUGCCGCCUCGGUUAUCGCGACCGCGGUUUUCGCUUCUAGAAGGAGGGCAAGAGCCUGAGUGGGAGGGAUCAAAAAGUGUGGCACAAAGAAGCACUUCAUGCAUCCUUAACUAGCUUCACCACUUAAUACAGUCACUUGUAUUAAUUUGUAUUUUAUGAUCGUUUAGUAAGCAAAUUAACAAAGCCUAAUAAUAAGGAAUAAAUGCUGGAUGUUGAAACAAAAUUGUAAUCAACUUCAUAAAUUAAUAAACAGUUACAUUUUUAAAUGCAAA